GCCGCGAGCGCCACGAUGACGACCCCCGCGCUGCUGCCCCUGUCCGGACGCCGCAUCCCGCCGCUCAGCCUCGGGCCGCCCGCCUUCCCGCACCACAGGGCCACGCUGAGGCUCUCCGAGAAGUUCAUCCUGCUCCUCAUCCUAAGUGCCUUCGUCACCCUGUGUUUCGGGGCGUUCUUCUUCCUUCCAGACUCUUCCAAGCACAAGCGCUUCGACCUGGGCUUGGAGGACGUGCUCAUCCCGCACGUAGACGCCGGCAAGGGCGCGCGGCAGCCGGGCGCCUUCUGGAUCCACGGCCCCGACGAGCACCGGCACAGGGAUGAAGAAGAGCGUUUGAGAAAUAAAAUUCGAGCUGAUCAUGAGAAGGCCUUGGAAGAAGCAAAAGAAAAAUUAAAGAAGUCGAGAGAGGAAAUCCGAGCAGAAAUUCAGACAGAGAAAAGUAAGGUACUCCAAGAAAUGAAGACUAAAGAGAAAAAGCCACUGCCUCCAGUCCCUGUACCAAACCUCAUAGGAAUAAAUGGUGGGGACCCAGAAGAUAACGACAUAAGAAAGAAAAGGGAAAAAAUUAAAGAGAUGAUGAAACAUGCGUGGGAUAAUUACAGGAUGUAUGGAUGGGGCCAUAAUGAGCUCAGGCCUAUUGCAAGGAAAGGACACUCCACUAAUAUCUUUGGAAGUUCACAAAUGGGUGCUACAAUAGUAGAUGCUUUGGAUACCCUUUAUAUCAUGGGACUUCAUGAUGAAUUCCGAGAUGGGCAAAAAUGGAUUGAAGAAAACCUUGAUUUCAGUGUGAAUUCAGAGGUUUCAGUGUUUGAAGUCAACAUUCGAUUUAUUGGAGGUCUGCUUGCGGCAUAUUACCUUUCGGGAGAGGAGAUAUUCAAGAUCAAGGCAGUCCAAUUGGCUGAGAAACUCCUUCCUGCCUUUAACACACCUACUGGGAUCCCUUGGGCAAUGGUGAAUCUGAAAAGUGGUGUUGGGCGAAACUGGGGCUGGGCAUCUGCAGGCAGCAGCAUCCUUGCUGAGUUUGGUACUCUGCAUAUGGAGUUCGUCCACCUCAGCUACUUGACGGGAGACCCAGUUUACUACAAAAAGGUCAUGCACAUUAGAAAACUACUUCAGAAAAUGGAUCGUCCAAAUGGUCUUUAUCCAAAUUAUUUGAACCCAAGAACUGGUCGCUGGGGUCAGUAUCACACAUCAGUCGGUGGCCUGGGAGACAGUUUUUAUGAAUACUUACUGAAAGCAUGGUUGAUGUCAGAUAAAACAGACCAUGAGGCGAGAAAGAUGUAUGAUGAUGCUAUUGAGGCUAUAGAAAAACAUCUUAUUAAGAAGUCCCGGGGAGGUCUUACAUUUAUUGGAGAAUGGAAGAAUGGGCACUUGGAGAAGAAGAUGGGGCAUUUGGCUUGCUUUGCUGGGGGAAUGUUUGCACUCGGAGCAGAUGGUUCCAAAACUGAUAAAGCUGGCCAUUAUUUAGAGCUAGGGGCCGAAAUUGCACAUACAUGUCAUGAAUCCUAUGACAGAACUGCAUUAAAACUAGGUCCUGAAUCAUUCAAGUUUGAUGGUGCAGUAGAGGCUGUGGCGGUCCGGCAGGCUGAAAAGUAUUACAUUCUCCGUCCAGAAGUAAUUGAAACCUAUUGGUACCUGUGGCGAUUCACUCAUGAUCCAAGAUACAGGCAGUGGGGCUGGGAAGCAGCACUGGCUAUUGAAAAGUAUUGCCGAGUCAGUAGCGGAUUUUCUGGGGUGAAGGAUGUGUAUUCCUCCACUCCUACGCAUGAUGAUGUUCAGCAGAGCUUCUUUCUUGCUGAAACGUUAAAAUAUUUAUAUCUGCUGUUCUCUGGUGAUGACCUUUUACCUUUAGACCACUGGGUGUUUAAUACAGAGGCUCAUCCUCUGCCUGUGUUACAUUUAGCCAAUGCCACACUUUCAGGAAAUCCUGCUGUUCGAUGAAAACAGCUCCAGAAAGACCAUUCUCUCCUGUGUUUUGUUUACAUGGACCAUUACAGAAAUUAGUCUGGAGAGGGGGCUUUUGAAGACCUGGACCUCUUAAGUCAACAAUGCAGGGUGAAAUGUGACUAUUCCCCACGAAACUUUUCAGCUUGUAGAUAUCUCAACUUUGAAAUGAUUCCAUUUUAUACCUGACCAAAACAUAAUAAUCCGGUAUGUGUAAGACAGAAACUUGAUGUACUUUGAUUCUUAACGAGAUCGUCACAUGAAAAAUUAUGCCUGUUAAUACUAUUUUAUUUUUUAAGAGUUCUGGAGUCUGGAGGCUAGACUGCCUAAGAAUAAGCCGAGAAUGUGGAGCAUCUUACGGAAGUUAGAGAUGGCCUUUCGAACCAAGUAUAUAGCUGCUCCCGCCCAUGGGAAGCAGCUUUCAAAUCAAAUACGUACGCCUUGUUUGCCCUCUUUCUCUCCAUUUUUAGUAACGGAAUGAACUAAAAUAAACAAGAGUAAAAGAACAGAAUGACUGCAUCAGCAGCAGGAAGACUCAAAAAAGAGAGAGAAGUACCUGUCCCUAUCUGAAUUUCCACUUCCCUGGAUGACCAGACUGGCAGCCAUUUCAGGUCCCAAUCUACUUCGUUGAAAUUUCUUGGUUAGAUUCCAUGUCUCUGGGGGCAUGGUGUAACAAAGAUUACUCUUCAAGUCAUGUCUCCACGUGGAAUCUCUGAAUCCGCUCCUCAUUGGAACCGUUACUUCCGAGCCUGGGUUUGGGACUUUGUGCAUGAUGUUCAGUCCAGUGUCGAUAGCAUGACAAAAAGUGGGGGAAAUGCCGCAGUUUGUUGCCUUGAAGCCUGUUCUAAGAGAAAGCCUUGGUUUUGCUGGUAGGAGAUUUUUUUUCCAGAUCAGCACAUCUACCAAGUAAACUUGAUCCACUUUAACCUCAUUAUCAACUUAGAGUCCCUCAGUGUACAACUUUAUUUAUGUGGCUUGGCAAAAUUCAUUAUACUCUUAUGCAACUUUCAAUUUACCUUGAUGAGCCAAAUUACUUUUAUAACUUAUGAAAUAAAAAAUAAAAUACAGUGAAACUUCCUUAAAUAUUAUAUCUGGAAUGGGGACAGGAGAUCCCUUAUUUAUUACCAGAUGAGUGAGCUUUUCACAAAUAUUUUAUGUAGAAAAUAAAUUCAACUUUUAUUUUCUCCAAGAAUAUUUAUAGAAAUCCAAAGAAUCACAAUGCUUCAAAAUAAUUUUUAGUGAUAAAAUAUUGAUAUGAUUGAUCCUAUUACACUAAAUCUGGGUCUAUCUGAAGGACUUUCUCUUACCAUCAGUAAAUUUUACAAUAUUAUUUUUAAAGAAACUGCUAUUUCUUUAUAUUUUGGUGGAAGAACUUAAAUUUUAUCAAGAAUUAUAUUGUAAGAUAAAUAUCUAACAGAAUAUGCGUUUUCUGUCCCUUGAGGUUUUGUCUCCGUAUGAGAUGUCUUUUUCUGCUUUACACUUAAUACAUGCAGCUUCCGUGGACAAUAAAAGUUAGGAGUAGUAUAAUUAGCCUAAUAUUUACUCUGAAUUUGAAGAUUUCAUGAAACAAUGUGCCAGGAAGCCUACUUUGGAAUUCCAGUGGCUUAUUUACUUAUUUUGAUAGCUUUUCUUUUUAACCUUAUAUUAGCAUGUAGUAGGUUUAAAUUGGGGAAAGAUUUAAUAAAUAAAUGUAAUCAAAUAUUUUCUAAGGGUGAUCCUCUUACACCAGAAAUUGUCAAACUGCUCAUAGCACAGCAAAUGACCCAUUAACGGUAACCACCCAUGAUUUUCCAGGAUACAUAGAAAAAGGUGUAGAGUCAGUUGCAUUGAGUCUUUAAUAACAUUAAAUUUUAGCACAUAUUUUGAAAUUGUAAUAUCUUUUACUACUUGAAAAAUUAGAAAUUUUAAAUGUGAUGGGGACACGAUUGUAACUUUGGGAGGGAAAGCGAAAGUAUUUGGCGCCCAAAAAAGCAUUGAUGCUAGUCCUGAAAUAGCACAAGUGAAAAACUUGAGUUGGCGAAGACACAGAACAGCUCCAGAGGGGGCAGUGAAUCCCCCCCCCCUGUCCGGGAGAACACAGAAUAAAGGGGUGUCCUUGCUUCUCCCAAAAACUUGUCAAGGAAUGAAAAGACAGAACCCCACCACAAGGGCUCUGUUUAUAUUUUUCCAGUGACUGGGGCUUAGGAAACAGCAGAGACGCAUACAAGUCUGGCCAGUUUUGAGCAAGCCCAUGGCUUGCGGGGAACAGUGAAGAGGUAAAGAGGCUGCUUCACUGCUCCCCACUUCCUUAUGAUGGUGAGACUAGAGUUCCAGCAAUGCUUCCAUUUUUUUUUUUUUUCCUUCUCUGAAUACCAAAGGCAAUUAAAGUCAGCUACAGAUGACUUGCUGGUGUCAUGUUUUAUUUUUGUUAGAAAUUUUUAAAAUCGUUUCCUCCAAUUUCAGUCCUUAUCCCAUGCUCUGUUUAGUUUCCAAGAGAGUUCUUUCUUCUGUUCUUUAUAGUCGCUUGCAUUUUGUAGACCACUUCGUGUUAAAUACAGAAGGCCUAGAAAUGCCCCUUUCUGGAUGCCUCCUCAAAGCACUGACACAUCACUGUGCUUUGGGCACAAAUACGCAGAGCAGGUAGAUGAGGGGUUCCCUGGCGGAGGACAGUGGAGACUCAGAGCUCCUCUCUCUCUCAGAUGUUUCUGUCUCUUAGAAUCACAGUUUGGUUCAAACCAGAUUUUUCUUUGUUUUUUUUUUUUAUUCAACCAGUAUAAAGUCAUUAAAGCCAAGGAAAUGCGGCCCUAACCAAAAAGAAGUCUCUGCAGAAAAAUCAAUCCCCGAUCAGAGGAUUCUUGCUUUCUGGUGGGUCACACGUGUUUGCUGUUUUACCUCUCUGACUCUGACUUGUUCUUGUCUUGGAGUAGAUGUUUCUAUUUUAUAUGUAGAAAUAAGGCCUGGGCAUUGAAGGAAUGAGUUCCUCUUGUGGAAUAUGGACCCUGGUUCUCUCUGCUGUUAUCUGGGGUAACCUAGGACUUCACUUGGUAAACUUUAACCAAGCAGUUGAAGAUUUUGCUCCUGAACUUCUCAUCCCCACUCUCCAUUGCCAAAGUCUUUGUCAAAACUACGCAUUUGUUCAUAAAAGGUUGUGCUUGCCGUCCACAUUAUGCAGUUUCUCCUCAAGCCUGGAUUUCUGUGCAUGAAUGUGUGAGUGAAUCAGAACGAGUGAACAAACACGGAGUACCUGAUGUGCCAACCUUUGUGCUGGGCACUCUCACAUUUUAUGAUUCCAGUGGCAUUUUUGGUAGAAGAGUAGUCCAUACCAUUUUAAAUGUUUCUAGUAUGCGUCAUGUGACAAAAUCCUUAAUUUUAUAUUUCAUUUAAAUUAAAGAGGAAAAGAGAUGGUUUAUAAUAUAUUUUAAGCAAAGUGUUACUGUAUCCUACUAACAGCGAUAGUUGCAGUCGAUAACUAAAGUCUCAUGGAAACUGUCAAAUACUUGAUUUCUCAUGCAAGCUUAACUAAAAUAUUUACUUUAGAGAGAAAAAGCAUUCUUUUACUGUCUCACUCUAAGUACUAAUUAGAAAUUAAUGAUUUAUAGAAGUGCUGGUUAUUUUAUAUUCAAAAAAUUGGGGCACAUAAUUCAUGGGAAAAGUUUGCAGUUGUCAAUUGUUUUUGCUCUGCUAUGAGUCCUGCUAAUGUCCCCAUGCUGUUAAGUAUAAAGACAAAUAUACUAAAAUAUUUCUAAGUUCCAAAUAACAGUUUCUAGUUAGAGGAUUUUGAGUUCUUAUUUUUCUUUAGGUUUUCUUACCCUCCAGUUGGCUAGCUUGUCUUAUCUACUCUUUACAUAGAUAUAUACAUAAAUUAUACAUGGAAAUUUUAUUACUGUCUGUGUUAAUAAGUAAGGAACAAGUAAUUGUUAACCGGUUUUGGCUGCACAAAUUCUAAGCAGAAUAUUUGAGUUACCAAACAUGAUUUGGAGAUACUUUAAUGCACUUAUUCUGGUUCAGUCAAUAACAUUGGUGAAGAUGAUUUUCUGUUACUUCAGCUCUUUCAGAUCACCAUGGAGAUAUACAUAUAUACUGUCUGUAUUGAGUCAACAAGCGUUUCUGUAAGGGUCAGAUUAUAAAUAUUUUAGACUUUGUGAGCCAUACAGUCUCUCUCUGCUACUCAGUUCUGCUGUUGAAAAAUGGAAACAAGUAUAGACAAUAUGUAAAUGAAGGAGUGUAGCUGUGUUCCAAUAAAACUUUAUUUAUAAAACCAUGGCAGGCUGCAUUUGGCUCAUGAGUCAUAAUUGUUAACUUUUGGUCUCCAGUUUAAUUUAUGUAAGACCCUGUAAUCUCUGCUGCUUCUCUGUGUUUUGAAUUACAUAAUUCACCUUUUAAAGCAAAAAAGCUAUGUGUGUGUAUGAUUGUAUGUGUCUGUGUAACCUAAACUAUAGAUUUUGUUGUCUUCAAAAUGGAAACUGCCCUUCUAGAGUCUCUUCGGGUUUCAGGGUGAUAGGACUCAUGAAAGAGGCACAUUUUUCUGUUCCCGGUGUGUGCUGUCAGCCAGUAGUCACAUUGUAAGGCAGUUCCAGAGUCCUCAUGGAAAAAGAAGGGUCUCAGUGUCAUGCUCAAGUGGUAUCUGAAUACCCUGUCCGAGCGCUGCCUGCUCACUGACCCUUGGACCAGGACUCUGGGUUGCUGCGGCUACAAAAUCCCUGCACUUGAACACUCCGAGUCCUAUGACAAGAAUAUGACAGGAUGCCUGACCUUUGUGCUGUAGAAACUGAAUCUUUGUAAAAUUUUAAGUGGCAGAGAAUAGGUUCUGUGCCUCACUUGCUGGUGGGCAGUCACCUUUCAGACGGCACAAAGUCACGGCCCUCCUUCCCUGGGGAACAGUCCAAAUCUUGAGAAGUGCAGAGAGCAGUUUUCCUUCCUCUCUGCUUGCGCACCUCACCUCUCACACCCUUUACAAGUCAGUGGCAGUGUUUCAGAAUGUCCCAUGAAUCAUGUUGGAAUGAAAGCUUUCCUCAAACUUUUAUUUUCACCGUUUAACAACUAAGCCAUUUUAAAAUUGGUUUGCGCCCACAGAACUCGUGAGAUUAUCCCUGAAAGUACACAGCAUCUUCUCACUAGUUGGUACGUUGCAAUGCACCCAUCCUGAGAGAAUGGUUUUUUCACUAAGUUUAUGAAAUAUGUCACUGUCGGGGGAGAUUCUCGAGGAGGGGGGUCCUGUGUUUAGGGUGGGAGAGGGAGCGCAUAUAAAUGAGCUGCCUUUCCAGGUCUGCCACGCCAUCCGGGUGGUUUCAACUCAGUGUGAAUGUGAUUACACACAAACACACACACACACACACACACACACUUGCUGGUGUGCAGAGGCCUUUAGAUAACGGCUAUGCCUUGCAGCUACUUGAAUGUUACACGCUGCACGCCGGAAAGCUCCCUGGAGAGAAGCUCAGCUUUCUCGGGAACAUUUAUUUUUUGGAAAACUUUGAAUUAUUGUUGGAUUCAUUAAAAUAUCCCCAGAUUUAAUUACUGUAUGUGGACAUCGAAAUGACAUUCUUCAGUCUCACAGGUCCCAGAUUCAAUGGCUCCCUAAACUAAUAGCGGGGUGAGUGUGAGCUCCUAACUCGGUACCCACUGGCUGCUCCUGAACUGAUCUCCAGUCAUUUCCUCUCUGUGUAGUUUUUACAAAUUAAAGGUAAUAUCGUGUAUCAAAGAUCAAAUAAAGAUGUUCUUUAAGUGACAUUUUU
Talpa occidentalis (Iberian mole) is the source of this 7658-nucleotide messenger RNA. It is a transcript of the gene MAN1A2, whose product is annotated as mannosidase alpha class 1A member 2. Gene Ontology annotation, cellular component: Golgi membrane; extracellular exosome; endoplasmic reticulum. Gene Ontology annotation, biological process: N-glycan processing; carbohydrate metabolic process. The record is from RefSeq and is a predicted model, not a curated record. Gene Ontology annotation, molecular function: mannosyl-oligosaccharide 1,2-alpha-mannosidase activity; calcium ion binding. The transcript is spliced from 13 exons. NCBI's taxonomy places the organism in Eukaryota, Metazoa, Chordata, Mammalia, Eulipotyphla, Talpidae. The coding region runs from base 16 to 1941 and encodes 641 amino acids.